This is a messenger RNA of Belonocnema kinseyi, 1451 nucleotides long. RefSeq lists its product as uncharacterized. Bases 21 to 1283 code for a protein of 420 amino acids. The record is from RefSeq and is a predicted model, not a curated record. The transcript is spliced from 5 exons. Lineage: Eukaryota; Metazoa; Arthropoda; Insecta; Hymenoptera; Cynipidae.
GUUUUUCUAAACAUAGAACAAUGAUACGAUUAUUGUUUGAAGAUCUUCUGAGCAUUGAAAACAUGAGAUAUAUGAGUAUCGGUGGUAGGAAGAUACGUCAGGAAAGGAGGAAAUAUAUGAAACUCCCAGAAGAAAUCUACAGUGCAGUUCUAGCAUAUACUAUACAACAAUGUAACUCAUUAAACUGCGGGAAUACCUUAUUUAAUAGUCAGAGGUAUCAUGAUUUUGUCACUUAUGUUUUUAGUGAGGCAAGGCAGGGAAUAUCACGAAAAAACAAGCUGAAGCAAAACGAGAUUGGGAGCAAAACAGAAAAGGAAGAUGUCUUAUUUCCCUGUAUCAUACAGAACGAGGACAAGGUUGAACUUGUUCCUGGAUCAAAUGUGUGGAUAUCAAAAAAUAAUUUGUGCGAAAUUAAGGAAAAGUGCGAAGCAAUAUCGUGUGAAAGUAAACACCAAAAAAUGAUUUACUACCUUCUUAAAGUUCUUUUGGACACUGAAAAUCUAAGUGUCGCCAGAACCAAUAAUGGAAGGAAUAAUUAUUUUAGAGUCCCAAGAGAACUAAUAACCACAGUUAUAGUAUACGCGACACGAAAAUGUAACGCUAACUGUGAUGCUCUACCCAGCGCUUAUAACGCUUACAUGAGUAGCAUAAUUAAUCAUGUAAGAGCAAUUUCUGAACGCAGAAACUCGAGCGAUUUUGAAUAUAACAAUGAGAUGACGUCUAUUUCCAACACGGAAGAGGACAUCAGUUUUGCAGAAAACAAACCAGAACACUCUUUAGAUGAAAACAGUUUCGGAAGAACCUUCGUAAAGUUGGAAAUUAAUUCUACGCAGACACCCACAAUACAAAAACGGGGACGCGAAGAUGAGGAAAACGAUUCCACUAUCAGAAACAAAAGAACAAAAUUAUCCGAGGAUACAGCUAUUCGAGAUCUGGAGAAUUAUUGCAGCACUUCGUAUGAUCAAAUUCCUUUGAACCAUGUUCAGUUGAACAAUGUUCCUACUUCCGUUUCUCAAAAUCUAGAAAAAAUUCGCGAAAGCUCGUAUAAUGAAAUUCCUGUAAAUCCUGGUCCUUCUUCUGCUCUUAAAAAUCUGGAGAACUUUUACAAUAGGUCGUUUGUUUUAAUUCCUUCGAAUCAUGUUUCUGGGAUUGAAAAUUUGACUGGAAAUUUGGAUGAAACAGCAAGUAUUCCAUCAAAUGUUGGAGCCGACUACUAUGAUGAGGCUGUCCAUAACAGUUUUCUUGUAAAUGAUCUGGAAACUAUUGCGGAACAUAGCGUGUGAUUUUUAAGUUAAUUAAGUAAAUGAGAAAAUCAUUUCUUUAUGAGGGUAUAAUUUGAAAUAAGAUAAUUUUUUAAUGAAAGUUCACAUAUCUACAUAAGCGAAGUAGUUUUAGAAAGUGUAUGAGUAUUAUUCUUAUAAAAGAAAAAUCACCGUUAAAUAUUUAUGGGA